Centropristis striata (black sea bass) is the source of this 4211-nucleotide messenger RNA. RefSeq names its product inactive serine/threonine-protein kinase TEX14-like. NCBI's taxonomy places the organism in Eukaryota, Metazoa, Chordata, Actinopteri, Perciformes, Serranidae. Gene Ontology annotation, cellular component: midbody; kinetochore; intercellular bridge. The coding region runs from base 317 to 3961 and encodes 1214 amino acids. The record is from RefSeq and is a predicted model, not a curated record. The transcript has 24 exons. Gene Ontology annotation, molecular function: protein binding; protein kinase activity; ATP binding. Gene Ontology annotation, biological process: protein phosphorylation; intercellular bridge organization; mitotic sister chromatid separation.
AAUGUUUGUGCGGCUGGCUUGACUCGGCGAAGACGAACGAGGCUCAUUUGACCGCAGUCCAAAUCUCCAUAGAGUUAAUCCUAAAGCACUCCUUUGACUCAGUCUUUUAAAGGGUUGAAAACAAAACGGGCGUUAAUAAACGGUCAGUCAGCCUCUGAUUGGCUGGAAGAGACUGGCUGGCAAUUGACGGCUCUACAGACCUCAGUCAGGGUGUCAUUACUGAUCAAACUGUUGCUGCUAAAAGAAGCUAAACAACUGUUUUUCAAGUCUAGUGACAGCGCCCUCUGCUGACUGCUAGUGGAGCAGAUGAAACAGGAUGACUGCGCUGCCGUUCCCCUGUCCUGUACAUAUGGGUGUUGUUACCACUGGAGGUGUACACGCUCAACUGCACAAAUACACUUUGGAGAGAAAUCUGACUAAGUUGGGAAAACUGCUGAAUAAGGGUGUUGAUGUGAACUGUGUGAAUCACCUGGGUCAGACGCCACUCUUCUGUGCUGCUCUGUUGGGACAUGUGAAGGUGACGGAGCUGCUCCUGCAUUAUGGAGCUGACCCCAACCAUCGCUGUGAGGACUGGAGCACCCCAGUUCAUGCAGGCGUUCUCUCCUGUAAGCCAUCAGUGGUGAGUGGCUUACUGGAUGCUGGAGGAGAUCUCAGACUCCAUGACAUUGAAGGCAGGACGCCCUUUGAUUGGCUCAGGGCGGUGAAGCAGGAAGACAGUGCUAAGAUGCAAGAGUUCUUAGAAAGCUGCAAGUCCUCUAUGCAACAGCUGUGUCAGAGUACAGCUGCGACAAAGCUUUACUGCAGGCCGUCCUACAUCUCAACAUCCAGCCUGUUGCACCCUGGAUCUUUACUGGAGCGCAUAAAAGCACGUCGAAUUGACAUGCAGUUCAACAAGAAAACACACAGCAAGAAUUCCUGUACAACAACCCAUGCUUUAGGCUUUGGAAAGGUGUGUAUUAACAAGCCAUGCCAGGUGUUGGCUGUGCCAGCAUCUAUUCCACUGAUUAGAGAGAGCGAUCUGAGCCAGGCUGAUGACGGAACUCUUCUCCCCUUUACCUGUGGCUCUGUGACCUCCAUGACCAAUUUCAGCUGGAGGGGUUCCAGGGUGACAGUCAAAACAUUGAGGGAUAGUCAGACAGACUAUUUGGACCUGCUGCCCAUGGAACAAGACUACUGCAGCCAACUGUUCCACCCACAGCUGCUGCAGCUGAUGGCAGUGAGUCUUUCUGAUGACCUCCGGACGAGUCUGGUGUUUGAACCAGUCAAUGUCGGCACGCUGCACAGCCUGCUGCACAACAAGCAUGCAGAGUUUCCAGUGCUGCAGGAAAGGUGGCUGCUGUCAGUGAUGCUGCAGGUUUGUGAAGGUCUGCAGUACAUCCACAGGGGAGGACUGGUGAUGAGGGCCCUUUCUUCCCACAGUGUGGUCCUCACUCAGUUCGCAGUGGCCAAACUAACUGGUUUAGGCUUCAUGGUCCCCAGCAGUCAGAGAACAUGUGUCAAACCCCCCAUGCACAUAGUCCUGCCCCCCAGCCUUUACAGAUGGGCUGCUCCAGAGGUCAUUAAACAGCGAGCGUGUACACAGCAGGCUGAUAUCUACAGUCUGUGUGCUCUGAUCCAGGAACUCUUCACAGAAAAUGAACCAUGGGGCACAGUGGACGUAGACCGGAUCAAACAGAUGAUGGAUGCAGGACAGACUCUGGCAGUAGACAGCAGCAUUCCACUGCCUUACCAAAAUGUGGUCCUGAAAGGCCUGCAGCAGCACCCAAAGGGCCGUACAUGCACCCUGCAGAGCCUGUGCUACACUCUGAAACUGGACAUCAAGAGGUCCUCCCUCGUGGAACAGACGAGUGGUGGGCUGAACCACACAGAACCAGGUCAGGAACCUGAGGUCCAGAUCACAACACAGCGUACUACUGUGGAGGAAUCAGAUCAGAGCAAUACUGAGAGCGAUACAGAGUACAACACACUAACAUUGGUCAGGCCAGGCAUAAUUAAGGCAGACGCAGUAGAUGAAAGACAAGUCCACCUGGACAAACAGCAGUACAGAGUAGCAAGGCCAGAGCUGGGGAGAGAAAGAGAUGAAUCAAUCCUUCAUCCAUCGUACCCUUACAAAGACCUGCUUCCUCUGCUUGGUGAGUUGGACUCGCUAAGUGAUGAGGAAGAACCUGAUCCAGAGUCAGACAUAGACUUGGAGAUAGCGGAGCAGCUGGAAGACCUGAUGCUGUCCAAAAUGGGAAUGAAUGAGCAGAUCAGCACCAUUACGGUCAACCUCAAAGUGUCCCAGGAGUUGCUGCAUCAGGCCAACAGAAGCCUAGACACUGUGGAAAGACACACCCACAGAAGGGAGGACCAACUGGACUCGGUGACCUGGCUCAGAGAGGCUCCUCCCUUUACCCACAUGGACUCCUCAUGUCCAUCAUCCACCAUCUCUAACUUCUCUAUGUCCUCCACAAAGCUUCCAGGAGUUAAUGCUGCUGUUGGACCACAUUCAAAGCAGUACAGUCUUUUACCACUCAUGGGAGAUGAUUGGAAAAAGAACCUGGAGGCCCAGCUUCUGAACAGAGAUUGGGAGCUGCUGAGCCAAGAAGAGUUGGAUUUAUGGCUGAGUCACUUUCAGGUUGAACAGCAGCAGUAUGAGGAGGGCCACUCAGUGGACGCUGAUGACAGCACAGAGGAGCUAAGCCAGUACACAUCAGCUCUGGACAGAAGCCUUCUCAACAUCCUCUCUGGGAAGAAGCAGGAGACGUCCAGUUCACAAGAAGAAGCAGAUGUUACAGUGGAGGUGUGCAGGCCAGCAGAUAGUGGGAGUCUACUGCUAGAUACUCACAAUACCAAAUAUGAGAGCUUUCCAGACAACUUUGAGAAAAUGGACACUAAUCCUGAUGUCAGUGGAACACAGGAUCAGUAUACAACCAACACUGACAUGCCUCAGUCAGACAUGGUGGAUAUGCUGGCUGAACUCUCCAGCAUCUCACACUCCCCAGCUCAGCCUCAGGAGAAACUCUACAGUAUCAGGGCCAACGGACCAGCCCCACCCUGUAAUAGUACCCCACGAAGCCCAGACGUAUGCCGGCGAGUGAUGACUGGUGUGAUUGAGGACAAUCUCCCAGACUCCCCUGUCUGCAGCCACCUCAACUCAGAGAGUUUCACCACACCUAGAGAAAGCUCAGUAAAGCAUCCACCUUUCAAGGUAGACUCUAGCAGCAGUCCCCAGGGCUUCAUCACAGCCAGCCAGGAGAAAGGCCUGCUGGACAUUGGGUCUCUCAGCUUCACUGUCCACAGCUGCUGCACUGUGGAAGACUCACAGGAAGAGGAAGAGGGAGAGUGUGAACAGGAGCAGAAUGAAGAGAGGCAGGAGGAAAUGGAUGGAACCAGUCAGAGUCAACCAAGGACAUAUGUGGAGGAAGAAGAGGGGGAGAGGACUGAAGAGGAGCCUGAGGACAUGAAUAAAGGAUUAGAGAUCAAUGAGUGCACUAAUGAAGGAGAAAUGGUGGAAGAGGAGAAGGAGAGAGGAAAGCAUGUUGGAGAAGAUAGUGAGGAAGAAGAGCAUGGCCAGUGUGAGCCACAUAGAGAUGUAGGGUCAGAAGUGGAGGAAGAAAAUAUUGAUGACAAGAGGAAGGAAACAGGAUUAUCUAGCCGUGGAGAAACAGGAGACAACCCAUUGGUUAAAAUCGUGACUGUCGAUGAGCAGAAAGAGCUCAGAGUGUCUCCAGAAUCUAAGCAAAGUCACAGUUUAUUGGAGGACACCAACAGGUGUGUCUCUUUGUUCAGAGCCCACUCAACACUAGAUGAUGUGCUGCUGGGCUUUGUCGUGGAGGACAUCAGAAAGAGUCCAGGAACAAGUCAAGGGGUCAGGGCACUGUGUCAGCUGUUUGAAGGGCAGCCUGGUGGUGGUGAAGGACACCCAACAGGAGAUCAUACACACACAGUCAGCUCCAGUGAUGACUCAGCCUCCACCUGAAAACACUCUCAACUGGACGACUGUUGGACCAGAAACCAGACUCUUCAUGUUCUCGUUUGUGUUUUCGUUCCUACUGUGGCAAUUACAGGGAGCUUCUGUUUGUAAUGUAUUGCUACUAGUUUUCUGUUUUUAAGCAGAGUUUGUUAUUUUGUUACUCUGGAACAUUAUCAGAAUGUUACGGAAGCUGAAUGAACUGACUAUAUGAUUUCAUUGUUUAAGUCAGAACUGUAAUAAAGUGAAUUAAGACUCA